Molecule: messenger RNA, 407 nt
Organism: Linum tenue
Lineage: Eukaryota; Viridiplantae; Streptophyta; Magnoliopsida; Malpighiales; Linaceae
Source: the annotation of a GenBank genome assembly
CGAGUUGAUAACCCAUACACACUAAACAAUAGGUGACAGAUCAAUCAACCAUGAAAAGUUUAUCGAUCUUUAUCUUUGGUAUCCUAAUGAUUUGUCUCAUUCAUGGGAACGAGAUGGUACGAGCAGAUUGUCAAGCAGAGUUUUGCAAUUUUGCAAACAUCCAUAUAGACACAAGCAGUGGGAAUUAUGAUACCAUUACUAGAAAGUGUGACGUUACCUGUCAACUUAGGUUCGGAGAUGAUGUUUUUGGACGUUAUCCGAAGAUUUGGUAUGAAAAUCCAAUGUGCAUGUGUUUCAAGGCUUGUAUUAAAAAGCAAGAGAUUCCUUAAUAAGAUUGCAUUUGUGUACUCUCAUCUAACAUGUAUUUUUCUUGGUAGAAGAAUAUUAAUAAGAGAAUAUUGCUAGUG